GACACCCACAAAAAAGAAGCCGAUAAUGGGAAGCUCUAGAUUCCCCUUCUGUUUCCUCGCGAUUUGUGCAAUCCUUUCCGUCCACGUGGCGCAUUCAGCUUCGUCUCCCACCCUCUAUUUCGGCGGCGACAAUUUCCUCCCGAUCAAAUCGGAGUGCAGCGGAUCAAUCGCGGAGUGCCUGAUGGUGGGCAACGAGGAAUCAUCGGACUUCGACGCUGAGUUCGCCAUGGGAUCCGAGAUCUACAGGCGCAUUUUAGCUAGGACCCGUUACAUUAGCUACGGUGCGCUGAGGAGGAACACGGUUCCAUGCUCACGACGUGGAGCGUCGUAUUAUAAUUGCCGACCGGGAGCCCAGGCGAAUCCUUACUCACGUGGGUGUAGUAGAAUUACGCGAUGUCGGCGUUAGAUUUAUUUAUUUAAUUUUAUGUCCUUUUUACUAAAAAUAAAUAAAUUCUGUUGCCUGUCUAAUUUUAAAGAUGUAAUAUUUUCUUCUAUUUCUUCCUA
Molecule: messenger RNA, 504 nt
Organism: Hibiscus syriacus
Lineage: Eukaryota; Viridiplantae; Streptophyta; Magnoliopsida; Malvales; Malvaceae
Product: protein RALF-like 33
Exons: 1
Coding region: 26-406 (126 amino acids)
Source: RefSeq, a predicted model, not a curated record